UGCUUCUAUAGAAGAAGAAAUCAUAUCCUUUCGCAUGUGAUUAGAGUUUGAAAGCAUGUGUUCAAUCUGAGUUCUAUUUCAAAUCACAGCUGAGGAAACAAACCUCGCCACUACGUCAGCAGACUACUCCUACAUGCGUGAUUAUUUCGCUUUGGUUUUUGGAGCAUCAUUCAUCAACAACCCCUCGAAUUUUCCUUCAUCUUCUGACGACGAUACAGCGCACCGCUGCAUGAAAACAUGUUGGCGAAGGCAACGGGUGAUGUGUGAAUUUAAAAAUAACCAUAUUCUCUCGAUUCUGCAAAACUUGGACUGUGUGCCAUCUUGGACAUACGGAGCUAAUAUUCGCAUUUUCCUAGGAAAAAUUACAAAUCUGCGGCAGCAGAACAUUUUUCUCACGCUCUCCGAGUGAUCGCGGCUGCGAGAGUUACAGACUGAUCCACCUCCGUACAUAGGCCACUGAGUCGCAUUCACGCAAACAACCUGCCGAACUUGCCAGCCAGGUGGAGGUCGUGCAGGAGUUUCCACAGCUUCACCAUUCGAUAGUGACUAACAUUUUCUCACAAAAGGAAGAGUGAAAUUUGCAGUUCAGUCUGAUCCGAUUCUGCUACGCAACCUACUAACAGACUGAUUAUUUUUAACGGAAUUUCAAGCGCUAAUGUGAUAGUGACGGAUAGGGUAGAGUUUUUCGUUUUAUUAUUGGAUUGCAAAAGGAAAACCAACGAAACGACAGUACGAAAAUAAAAAGAAGAAAACGACAGAAAAUUCAAAAGAUUGAGUGCUGUGGCUUUUUUUUUGAACUUCUGGGUGUGUUGUGGAGAGUGAGAUUUUCAGCCGAAGAAUAUUCAGUGCGACACGGGUACUCAAUGAAAAUACUGAUUUUCGUUCAAUUUCUUCACGACAAAACGAAAUAGGAAAAAUCCGACCCCAGUUCCAGCAUGGCGCGGUUAUCGGUGUGGGUCCUUCUGGGACUCGCCCUGUUCACCUUGUCAGUGAAUGAUCUUCGAGUUAAGGCAGACGCCCCCACAGAGUACGAAUGUCGGCCGUACAUAGAAAAGGCCUUACAGGAUUUGAAAGGAGAAAGUGCAGAGGCAACUGCCAGUCAAGAAGAACCAGAAACUGUAACCGAAGAAGAACCAAGCAGUACAGAAUCACCGAUAGACGUCACUAGCCAGGAAGAAGAGGAAAACACUGCCGCCGAGGAGACCAGUAUUGAAGAAGACGUUCCAGAAUCGCCAGAACAGUUAACACCUUCGGAAGAAGUACAAGAAGCACUGUUCGACGAUGAUCAGCCUGAGGAUACUAGCCAGGCAAACGAAGAGGAAGAACAGGAGGAAGAAAUCGAUGAAGUCACAGCUUCAGAAGAGGAUAUUCAACAAGAUGAACCAAUUACUGAUAGCGCUCAGGAUGCUGAAGAAGAAGAGCCUGAAGAGGAGGAGAAUGUAGAAGAGGAAACUACCGAUGCAGAUGCCGAGGAAGAAGAUGAAGAAGAGCAGGAGGAGGAGGAGGAGGUUUCUGCCGAGGCUGACACUGCCGAUGAAAGGACAGCCGACAGCCAAGAGGUUACGGCUGAUGACGAGGAUAACGAAGAUGAAGAUCAGGUAACUGAAAGUCAAGAAGCCGAUGACGAAGGAGAUGACGAAGAAGAGCAACCAACGGAGAGUCAAGAAGAAGAUGCCGAUACCGAGGAUGAUGAGGAUGAUGAAGCACAAGCAGCGACAGAAGAUAUGAAUGAUGAUGAGGAUCAAGCUACCGAAAGUGAAGAAGCUCAAACGGCUGACGAAGACGAAGAGCAGGAUGGUGAACACGAGGACGACGAACAGGUUGGUAGUGAGGAGGCUGCUGAUGGUAACGACGAAGAAGACGAUGGUUAUGAAGAAGAAAAAAUAGAUGAAGUGAGCACCGAGCAAGAUAAUGAAGGUGAUAACGGUGAUGACGACGCACUGACUGAUGACGAGGAAGUUGACCAGGAAGAUGAAGAAGAUGAGACUGACUUUGAAGAAACAACUAGUCAGGAAGUAGUAGAAGAGGAAACAGAACAGGAUGAUGACGAUACUCAGAGUAUUGAGGAGGAAAACGGUGAUGAUGUGGAGGAACCCUCAAUGGACAGCCAAGAAGCAGUAGAUGCUGAUGGGGAUGACAGCAACGACGACCUUGACGAUGACGACAACGACGUUGAUGGCGAUGAGGAAGAGGAAGACGAGCAAGUGGAAGCUGCUGACGACGAACAACCAUCUGCAGAAGAAGUCGCCGAUAUUGAGGCCAGCCCUGAGAUUGAGGAAACUACCGAGAACAGCCAGGAAGAAGACGCAGAAUCGAUUAAAGCUAGCGAGGAAGUAGAGGAAGAAGUCAGUGCAGAAGUCGUCGAAGAAGAAUCAGAGGAAUCCGUCGUGAAAGUUUCCGAAGAAGCCGUAGUUGAAGAGACUGUGUCUGCCGAAGAAGAACAGCAUGCGGAAGAGAGCACUGAAGAAGCAGAAGUUGUCGUGGAAAAUGUUGAAAUCCCCGUGGAGAGUGCAGAAAACGUUGAUACCACUGGUGGUGAGGAAGCUAGCGAAGAAGCUAUAGUAAAGGUAGAAGUACAAUCCGAGGAAGCCGUACCAGUUUCGGAAGAAGUAGAGCAGGAAGUCACCGCCUCAGAGGAAAGUGCUGAUAAAUCCGAACCACUUCCGGAGGAAGAUCUGCUACUGGAGUACGAAAUCCCGUCGAACCUUAGAGAUACUUCGCACAUUUACGAGCUGCUUAACAUCAACGAAGAAGCGGCAGAAAAAGAAAACGCUCUUAACAAAGUCGCCGACGUUAUCCUACGCGACCUGAAGAAAAUCUACGAUACCGCCAUCAAGCCCCUGGAAACUCUGUACAAGUACCGCGAUCUUAGCAAUCGUCACUUCGGAGAUCCGGAAAUUUUCUCCAAACCGCUGAUUCUGUUCAUGGGUCCCUGGAGCGGGGGCAAAUCGACGAUACUCAACUACCUCACCCAGAACGAGUACACCCCAAAUUCUGUGCGGACUGGAGCCGAGCCAUCUCCUGCCUACUUCAAUAUUCUCAUGCACGGAGAUGAGCCGGAAGUGUUGGAUGGUACCCAACUAGCGGCUGAUUGGACCUUCUCGGGACUCCAGAAGUUCGGUCAAGGGCUGCUCGAUCGCCUCCGUGGGCAGAAACUGCCGAACAAACUUCUUGAGCGGGUCAACAUUGUCGAGAUUCCUGGUAUCCUCGAGGUCCGCAAGCAGGUUUCUCAAUACUUCCCAUUUAACGAUGCCUGCCAGUGGUUCAUCGAUCGAGCCGACAUCAUCUUUCUGGUGUAUGAUCCCUCCAAGCUCGACGUAGGCCCAGAAACUGAAGCCAUUCUGGACCAGUUGAAGGGAAGGGAAUACCAGACACGAAUUCUUCUCAACAAAGCUGACCAGGUAAAACCGGAAGAACUGCUUAGGGUUCAGGGGGCCCUUAUUUGGAACAUUUCGCCACUGAUGUCAUCGGCUCAGCCUCCGGUCAUGUACACGGUGUCUCUCUGGUCUAACCCCUUCGAAACAGGAGCACCUAUUCGGCUUCUGCAAGCGCAGGAGCGAUUCCUACUGCUCGAUCUGGGGCAGGCAAUCGAAAAAAGAAUUGAAAACAAAAUUGCCAGCGCACGUCGUUUCGCUGUACGUGUCCGCAACCACGCUAAAAUGGUAGAUUGUUACCUAACGACCUAUUACAACCACAAGACUCUGUUCGCGAACAAGAAAUACAUCUCGGAACAAAUCAUCGGCAAUCCGCAGCAGUAUCACAUCUACGAGGGUCUAUCCACGCUGACAAACAUCUCCCGGUAUGAUCUACCUGAUCCGGAGGUGUACCGUGACUUCUUCCACCUGAACCCGCUCUACGAGUUCAAGAAACUAUCGGAGACGUGCACCUACUUCCGCGGUUGUCCCAUAAACAAGCUAGAUAUAGCGAUCGCUUACGAUCUGCCCGAACUGGUCGGAAAGUACAAGAAGUUGUCCGAGGCGGCCUUGGAGAAGCUUAACGUUCCCUCACCCACUACUGAUUUCGUACGAGGCAAAUCAAGCAGUUGAGUGCAAUACAAAAUACGCGGGCGGUGCGAUCUCACUCCAAACGCCCUUCCCAGUUAUUUUCUGUCUCACUCUGUUUCUUUAGCGUAAUCGUUGAUUUUUUGUUUUGCCGCAACUACUUGUUUUGCUAUAAUGCAACCGUAAUUUUAGAUGUAGUUUGCAUUAAACACAGAUAUACAAACACUUGCAAAUUGUUAAUAAAACUGAGCGUACGAUUGAACUCUAUAAAUUGAAACCUGUCAUUUAAAUCAUUGCAUUAGACAAGCUCUAAACUAUAAUUUGUGUCGUUUAUAACCGAGUAGAUUUUCAUUUUUCUUUUGAAAAUAGCCAAGAAAUGUCCGCAUCUGCGAAUAAAUGUUCAGCACUGUGUACCGAUGAAACAGCCAAUACAUUUGCCAAAUUUUGUGUUUCAAAGAAGGCCGAAGUGAUUCAAACUUUUUAAAAUACUGUGUAGAGGAAGCGAAAUAGCCUUAAAGUACACGAAUAAUGAGAGAUUGUGAUGUAAAACGGAUUUUGAAAUUGGCGCUUGUGAAAAAACAUUCAACACUCUAAAUGUUUUCAUUUUUUUGUUAAACAGAAGAUCCGCAGAUGGAACAUGUCAGCAUUUAGGUGCAGCUUUUGAUAGAGCUACUGUACUGUCAGAAAACACAGGUGAUUUCAACGAAAUCGAAACAUCGUUGAAUUCUUUUUUAUGCGUGUCUGUUUAAAAACCCAGAUGGAAUCGAGUGUGCAUGGGCCCUCGACAGUAGAUCGAUUGCAUUGUUCGAAUCCAACAACUGAACAAAGGUCAUGUUUCAAUAAUCAGAAAUAGGCAAAUAAACAAAUUUCAAACAAUA
Messenger RNA from Topomyia yanbarensis, 4879 nucleotides. Its product is annotated as probable serine/threonine-protein kinase kinX. The transcript has 12 exons. Bases 936 to 4046 code for a protein of 1036 amino acids. Gene Ontology annotation, molecular function: GTP binding. The record is from RefSeq and is a predicted model, not a curated record. NCBI's taxonomy places the organism in Eukaryota, Metazoa, Arthropoda, Insecta, Diptera, Culicidae.